Amoebophrya sp. A120 is the source of this 2729-nucleotide messenger RNA. NCBI's taxonomy places the organism in Eukaryota, Dinophyceae, Syndiniales, Amoebophryaceae. The record is from the annotation of a GenBank genome assembly.
GUGAGUGUGAAGGACGGGGUAUUUUUUGUGGUAGGUGCUGGGAACAACACCAACACUCAGAGAUGAUUGAACUUGAAAGCGGACGAUCUAGUACCUUGACGAGAUCAGACAGUAAAUUGGAAUUGGUACUACGAUCUGCGAACGAUCCAGACCAGGUGCAGUCCAAAGAUGUUGUAAGGAUACCAUACUCCAUUGCGUGAUGCUGUGUCAAUAACCAUUUUACGUAACCAGUUCUCCCCUCAUUGUAGCUUGUAAAAUGCAUUGGACCUCACCAACUUCUCGCACGGUCUUUCCUAGGUUCAAUGAUGUUCACUACUUCUAGCACCACCUAGAAUUUUCAUUCCGCUUCCUGCCUAACUAGUUAGUUUUAUCCCCACAAGAACUGCACUGGAAAACAAAAAAACACCAUGGCGACCACAAAAUCUUCCCCCUCCUCCUCCUCUACGGCCACGACCGCCGCGUUUCUUACCACCACCACCCUCGCCUUCGCAGCCACCGCGGCCUACGCGAGUUAUUACCCAAAAAAAUGGAAAAAGGGGAAGAAAUACUUGCUCGAGAAAAUCUCCCAUGUCGCAGAGCAGGGGUUCGGCGUGAAGCUCGUUGUGGCUGCUGCUAGAGAGGGGAAUGUUGCGACGUCGUCGUCUUCAGAAGAGGAAUCAGACAGCGAUGUAAUCGAGUUCGAGAACAAGAAAAAUAAAACGGGUUCGAAAAGAACUGCAGAAGCUGGAGGAGCAGGUGAUCGUGAUGGACCACAGAAUACAACAUCUUCAUCUUCUAAAAGCGCCGAAUCAGCAGAAGCGGAGCACAACAACGACGACCAAGAAAGCAAGAUCCACAUUCCGGACAAUGCGAACCAGGACUGCGUGGGGGUGGAUUCCGAACAAGCCGGGAAGGCCGCCGGUUGCGCCGGCUGCCCGAACCAGGGCGCUUGUGCGAGCGGCGAGGCGAAAAAAGCCGAUCCCGCCGUCGCGCAGGUCGCAGAAGUUUUGAAAGAGGUGAAGCGGAAGAUUUUAGUGCUGUCGGGGAAGGGUGGCGUGGGGAAAUCGACAGUCUCCUGCCAAUUAUCCUUCGCAUUCUCUUCGGCGCCGGAUAAAGUGAUUGUAAAUCGAAAUCCGCAAGAAGAAGACCACACAGUAGAACACGUUGAACCGAACGCCGACGUGGGGCUGUUGGACAUUGACAUCUGCGGCCCGAGUUUGCCCACCAUGCUCGGGUUGAAGGGGCAUGAGGUCCACCAAUCGAACGCGGGAUGGUCGCCGGUGUAUAUCAAAUGCAAAAGUCUCUGGGUCUGGAAGAAUGCGCGAUUUGUCAUGCUGCUUUUCCAUGAUCCAUGAGGUCUGGAAUGCAGGGCCUAGCAUGACAGAUUCUGCGAGACCUUUCUAAUGCCUAUCCUGCAUGAGAAACUCCCUCCCGACUUGGUCAAAACUGGACGACUUUUGGCAAUCAUGCAACACAGAUUUUUGCAUGCUGCAGAUUUAGCAUGACAAGUUGCAAUCUUCCAGAGCCAGACAUUUUUGCAAUUCAUAGUGUACUUGAAUGAGCAUUUGGCGGUGAUGUCGAUCGGUUUUAUGCUGCCGAACGAGGACGACGCGAUCAUUUGGCGCGGGCCGCGGAAUAUGCUGUGCAAAAGUAUCGUACUCGUAUAAAUGCAUUACAAAUUUCCUCAGCGUGAGAAAUAAAAUUUGCAAUGCGGAUUUGGCUUCAGAAAAAGAUUUGUCAUGCAUAUUUGCAAUUACUACGAGUGCGAUACUUUUGCACAGGAUACGGAAAAACGGUUUGAUUCGGCAGUUUCUGACCGACGUGACCUGGGGAAAACUAGAUUACCUCUUCGUCGACACCCCACCCGGUACCAGCGACGAACACAUGGCGAUCGUCGGGUAUCUAAACGUAUGAACUGCAAAAGUAUCGUACUCGUAUAAAUGCAUUACAAAUUUCCUCAGCAUGAGAAAUAAAAUUUGUGAUGCGGAUUUACCUUACCACAGGGAUUUGUAAUGCAUGAUUGCAAUACGAGUGCGAUACUUUUGCACAGGAUAAAACGACGCAAAAAUCACCGGCGCCGUGAUUGUCACUUCGCCCCAAGUAUCAAAUGCAAAAACGUCUGGGUCUGGAAGGGUGUAAACUUGUCAUGCAGGUUUUCCAUGACCCAUGAGGUCUGGAAUGCGGGACCUAGCAUGACAGAGUCCGUGAGGUCUCUGUCAUGCCUAUCCUGCAUGAGAAACUCCCUCCCAACUUGGUCGAAAGUGGGCAGCUUUCGGCAGUCAUGCAACACAGACUUUUGCAUGAUUCGGUUUCAGCGUGACAAGUUGCAAUCUUCCAGACCCAGACAUUUUUGCAAUCCAUACCAAGAAGUCGCUUUAGCCGACGUGCGGAAGGAAGUGAAUUUUUGCAAGCGAACCGGCGUGGAGAUCAUCGGUGUGAUCGAAAACAUGCAGGGUUUUCUCGGCGUUUCCUCCGAGGGGGUGAAGAAGAUGUGCAAGGACUACGAUUUGGAAUUUCUCGGUUCGAUCCCCUUAGACAAGGACGUCGGCUUGGCCGGAGAGCGGGGCACGAAAAUAAAGGACCCGGCAUUGGUCGUGCGCAUGGGGGAAAUUGUGGAGAGAAUCAAGGGAAGAGUGGAGGCGAUUGAGGGCGUGGGUGGCGCGCAAGAAACUGCAAUGAAAGCGACGAACAGCAUGCAAACAGAAGCUCCUGCUGCUGUGGCAGCUGCAACCACAGCUGCGACGUCAUGA